AGUCAGUUCCCAGAUGGAUGGGAGAGUGUAUGUUUGAGCGAAUUAUGGAGAAAAGAAAGGAUCCGGUAUUUCUGGAGAGGUCAGAAAAAGCGAAGAAGAACAGGAGGGGUGGCUCCCUGUCUAAUCCAAUUGAGCCGUCACACUUCCAAGGUUCUAUCUCUGCAUCAAAGCAUGCAAAGAAAAUGGCUCAGAAAGCCGGUGGAGUGCUUCCAACUGCUCCUGAGGUGUUCCUAAAGACACAUUUCAAGGAAGUUCCAGGAAAAGGGAAAGUUGCGGCUAACAAGAGGGCACAACAAAUCUCGGAAGCCUACCAAAAGAAGCUUGACGAGUCUUCCACUCAAGAAGGGUCACAACCGGACCCUAACCAGCUAUACUGGGAGGUCGUUGGUGGUAGGAAAAAGGGUGUAGUGAAGGGCCUAGGUGCAAGUGCUAGUUUGUUUUACACCCCCUCUUCCGAGAAAGGCUCGCAAUCGUACAAUCCUUCUAUAGCUUCACAGUUGUAG
This is a messenger RNA of Chenopodium quinoa (quinoa), 503 nucleotides long. RefSeq lists its product as uncharacterized. Lineage: Eukaryota; Viridiplantae; Streptophyta; Magnoliopsida; Caryophyllales; Amaranthaceae. The record is from RefSeq and is a predicted model, not a curated record. The transcript is spliced from 3 exons. Bases 18 to 503 code for a protein of 161 amino acids.